Molecule: messenger RNA, 5348 nt
Organism: Rana temporaria (common frog)
Lineage: Eukaryota; Metazoa; Chordata; Amphibia; Anura; Ranidae
Gene: REXO1
Product: RNA exonuclease 1 homolog
Exons: 16
Coding region: 290-3718 (1142 amino acids)
Cellular component (GO): nucleus
Molecular function (GO): exonuclease activity; nucleic acid binding
Source: RefSeq, a predicted model, not a curated record
UAGACCGCGCAUGCGUUGAUCUCGCGGCCAGGCCUGAAGUGAACGAUGAGAGACGGGAAUGUAUGGCGCUGUGUCUAUCGAUUUUAUGAGCGGCCGGUGUUAGCACGCUACAUUGUACCGAGGGGCCUUCCUCGUCAGACCGGCAUUCUUAGAAGUCAGCUCUUUGUUGGGCCCAUCGAAGCCUCGCCCCCAUCGUUUCCUUUUGUUUCCCCCGCCCCUCUAGUGGGAAAAAAAAAUCAAUAUGGCAGGGGCCUGGAUGUGCCAGUGACACAAUACGAGAGGAUUUAUAAUGCUGAAGAGUACGGGAUAUUUUCGGGCAGUGGAAUGUCCGUUCAGGAAGGCUUGCCGGCGUCCCCAUUGUCACUUCAGACACCGAGGAAGAGGGCUCGUGACUUGUGAGGGGGGACAGGCCCGGAACGGGGCAGAAUAUGAUCCUUAUAGCCCUGAACUUCCACCUGCACCUGUCGGUCCGGAUGAGGACUUCUCUGGGGCUGCUCAUGAGACCUGUAAUGAUACUCUUGAACUUGAGAGAGUUAAUAAAGCCAUUGAAGAAGUCAAGAGUGAGGUGGAAAGAGAGCAGAGAAAAUAUAAAGAACUGCUGGAGAUAAAGAAAGAGUACAUCCCUAGUCAAAAAAGAUCGGUUAAGUCUGUCAAUUCCCAUUUAGAAUACAGUCCAGUUGGCUCAGGAAGCAGUGCUUUAUCUUAUAAUCCCACACUGCUGUCUCAUUCAGCUAAACCAUGCAAAUACACGCUUGAUGAUUGUGAAAAUGAAACCAAUAAAAGACGUUCCAUGGAAUAUAUUCCAACAGCAAUUCCAAAACGCAUUGUCAAAAAGUAUGUUAUUGAUAACUCAAAGCCUUCCACAGAUAUGGAGUACGAUCCCAUGUCAAACUAUUCUGCUAGACUUUUAAACAAAGCUACACGUCAAAAAGGAACUAAAAGCCCUAGAGAAAGACAGGAUGAAGGUUGUGCUCCUCCUGCCAAGAAGGUACGUAGGCAAUCCUCUGAUCUGCUAUUAGAAGCUACGUUUUCUGACUCGGAAGAUGAUUCUGGUUCUGUCUUGUCGCUUAAUAAAAGCAUCUUGCGGACUGAAAUUAAGGAUAAAUCUGCACAGGCGGUGAUUGAUAUUUCUGUGCAUUCUAACAUAGAUGAUGUUAAACAACUUAAAAAAUGCAAGAGCAAAGCGCAUGCUAAAAAAGAUAGCCUUGUGGAUUCCAAAAGUAAGAAGAAAGAAUUUGUUCCUGGGCCACCAAUGUGUGCAGACUCAGACAAGAGUAAAACCUUCAGUAAAGAACUAAAGAAAGAAAAAAAAAGUUUGUCAAAAAAGUCUGAAAUGGCAACUGUAAAAAACAGAAAGUUGGAAAGUGAUAAAAAAACAAGAAAAGCUAGCAUACUAUCUGAAAAGAAUGCCCGGUUAAAUACAGACAUUUCAGCAGUUAAAAACAGAGAAAAAAGUCAAAGUAAAGCCAAAAAGGAAAAGGCUAAUUUGUCAUUUAAAGAAUCAAGUCAUGGAGCAGGAGAUAACGGUGGAAAGUAUAAAGUAAAAUCAGAAUCCCAUGAAAAAUCUAAAGAACUCACUGAAAGGGUGUUGAAAACUAGAACAAAGCAGAGAACUUUGAGUCACGUGGAUUUAUUUGGUGAUGAAAGCAGUGAAGAAGAAGGGAGAAAAAAGAAUAUAAAUAGAAAUUCUCGUUGUGAAAAGGGUACAAAUAGUAAAGAGAGGAUCACAAGCUCCUCCCGUAGAAGUUCAACAUCUUCUCAGGACUCCUCCGAAAUAGACUAUUCCAUUCUUGAAAAAAACUUGGACUUGGACUCGGACCCUGACCUUGACCCAAUGGAGGAAUGUCUGAGAGUAUUUAAUGAGUCUCAGGAUGUUAAGACUGAAGAUAAAGGAAGGAAAGGAAAGCAGCUGAAUGAAGAUGAUGCAGAGAAAUCUGGACAUAAUUUUACAUCACCACCCCCCGGGCAGAAGAAAAGGAUUUCUCAUGUUAAUCAUUCCAAUCAUGCUGAUUUAUCCAGUAAACAUGUUGUCCGUCCAUAUCGCCGUCCCACACCACAAGAAAUUUGUUAUCAGAGAAUUCAGAAGGCACAGGAGCAGGCGGCACAACUUAUGUCUCAGAAGGCACAGGAGCAGGCGGCACAACUUAUGUCUCAGAAGGCACAGGAGCAGGUGGCACAACUUAUGUCUCAGCAGAAAUCCAGUCGACUGAACAGCAGUGUUCAGAAGUCCCCCCUGUCUCUGCCAGGAGAUGCAAAACGAAUUGCUCGUGUGCCAUCCUCUCAGUCUUCCACCACUUGUCAAUUGCUUUUGCCAGAGAGAAAGAGAACAUUAUCAGCAAAUAGUGCUUCGACAGCUGCUCUCAAGAUGCAAACUCUUACUGGCAUGGCAUCAAAAACCAGCUCCACAACUGUACAAAAAAGACAAGCACAUAUACCAUCACUUAAGAGUGCCGCCCUGAAGAGGCCAGUCAUUCCCACUGAAUAUGGAGCAAAAGUACCAACUAGUAUUCGUCAGCGUUAUUUGAACAUCUUUAUUGAUGAAUGCUUAAAAUGUUGUGUUUCGGAAAAGGAAGCAUUUGAUAAGGCCCUUGAAGAAGAAAAGUUAGUGUACAGUCGUAGCAGCAGCCGUAAUAUUUAUCUGAAUGUAGCUGUCAACACUCUGAAGAAACUAAGAAGUCAAGGACCUGUGAACAAAGCUACUUCUCAAAAAGUUACUAACAAGAAAGCAAUUUCCCAUAAGUCUAUUCUUGAUGGAAAAUUGGCAACAAAGACCAGCUUCACUGUACAACCUAGUGUUCAUCAAGAGGAAGAUAGGACAGACGUAACACUCUACAAAUCGAUGAAGAAUUAUAUCCUGACCCCUGAGCAGUUGAAUGAACAUGGCUAUCCCUUGGCACACCCUGAGAAACCUGGGAAAGCUGUUGUUUUUACAACAGAGGAAAAGAAAAGCCCAGCUGCCUCCUGCCGAAUAUGCUGCCGUUGUGGGGUAGAGUAUACGGUGACGCAAAGUGGAUGCUCCAUACGCCAAGAGGAGUGUGUUCAUCACUGGGGUCGUCUCAGAAGGCAGAGAGCACCUGGAGGUUGGGAAACUCAGUAUAGUUGCUGCUCUAGUGGAGUUGGAUCACCUGGAUGCCAAGUAGCCAAGCAACAUGUGCAAGAUGGUCGUAAGGAAAAUCUGGAUGGAUUUGUGAAGACCUUUGACAAGUUGAAUGAUUCUGAGAGCCCUGGAGUAUAUGCUUUGGAUUGUGAAAUGUGUUACACCACUAAAGGAUUGGAGCUAACACGUGUUACUGUCAUAAACUCGCAACUGAAGGUGGUGUAUGACACUUUUGUACAACCAGACAACAAAAUAGUGGACUAUAACACCAGGUUUUCUGGUGUUACUGAAGAAGAUCUCGAAAACACAAGAAUAACUCUUCGAGAUGUUCAAGCAGUUUUGCUCUGCAUGUUCAGCUGUGACACUAUAUUAUUAGGCCAUAGCUUGGAAAGUGACCUUUUUGCACUAAAGCUAAUUCAUCUCACCGUAGUUGACACAGCUGUUGUUUUUCCACAUCGUCUGGGUCUUCCAUACAAGCGUGCACUUCGUUCAUUAAUGGCAGAUCAUCUGAAACGUAUCAUACAGGAUAGCGUUGAAGGACAUGAUUCCAGUGAAGAUGCUUGUUCUUGUAUGGAACUAAUGUUGUGGCGUAUAAAAGAAGAUGCUAAACUUAAGCGAUGAUUCAUUGAAGCGUCAUUGUUGAAACAUUGAACUAUAGGUUUAACGCAAUUACCACAAACUUGAAGCUGUAACACAUCCGAUUACUUCACAAAUAUGAAGACUGUGUAUUGUUUUGACCUUCAGGAAAAAAAAAUGAAUUUUGUAAAGGUGAUUGAAACAUUGGGCUGUUUAAAAGCGUGGAAAGAAUGUUUAAUUAUAUCUGUCCUAUCAUCAAAUUAGCAAGGUCAGUGGAAAAAAUGCAUGUUCACUCGUUUUCUCUGCUGACAGCACCCAAUGUCUAAAUGCCUAAAGUUACAAUCUCUCUGAAGGAGGAGUUGGUCGCAUUCACAGUUAUCUAUACAAAAGUGUGCACAACUGUACAGAAAUUGAGAUAUCCUUCUUCAUUUGUUUAUUUAUAUAACUACCUUGCGACUUAUCGCUUUUUUCUCCAAAAUUGGCACCAAAAUGACAGUAUUUAUUUAUUUUUUUUGGUGGAUUCAUGGACCAGAAGUAAACUGGUUAAGUUAACCAGUGAAGUGUUCGAACAUAUCAUCCUCUUCUAUAACACAUAUAUUUUAAAUAUGAUAAGUACUGAUUAUAUUCUAAAACUUUUACAUAUCUGUCUGUGAAUUAAAAUCUCUUACAAAAGUCAGUUUCUGAAUUAUUCUAGGGAGUUAUCCUUUUGAUAUUUUUUCCUUUUUUCCCACAGAAAUAUUGAUUGGCAAUGGAGGGAUUUCAUUAAGUACAGCUGAGUACCUUGGAAGCACAGUUCUACUUUAAAGCUGUAAUUAAUAAUGGCCAUAUACUUGGUAUUCUUGUUAGUAGCUGUAAAGCUUUCUUCAGCUUUUAGUCACUGUAAUUUACCUCCAUAUGAUUUUGACCAUUUCCCAGUUCAGAUAGUUGACUGAUCUAAACUGGUGUGGAUUUUAUUUGAAAGUUUCAGCUGUUACUACAGUUGUUUGUUUAUUUCCAUUGCAUUUUAAUCCUGAAGCCAUGACUGGUAGAGUGCUUUGGUUAAAGGCAAUUUAUGGAGCUUUUCAUCAGCUCAGUAAAUUGCCAGGUGUAUGACCAAAAAUCUGAGCGCCUGGUAGCUGCUGCAGCUGGAAGGGGAUGACCUCUUUUUACAAUGAACAGAUAGUCCCUGGGUGCACACGGCACUAAAUGUAAGUACUGCUUGCUGCGCUGUCCAGAUGCAGCAGCUGUCAGCGUUUCAUAAAGUUAGAGCAGCGGGACUGGAUGGUGCGCCUGUUUCUUUUACAUCUAAAAGCUGGAGCCUCAUGUGCUAGGGCUAAAUGCCCAGUGUGCAUAAGGCCAAAAUUAGCAAUGUCACCACAAACCCAGGGUUAUUGUAGUAUUUACUUAUAUAUAUUGUAAAAAGUGACAACAGGUACCAGAGGAAAGCUAAAGAGGUGAAAGUAUGAGGUAUGUUGCAGACUGGCUAAUAAAGAAUCGAUUCAGCAUUUGAUUUAUAUAUAUAUAUGUUGAAGGUAGCCCAUUGCUCUUUAAAAGAACAGGGACACACUGCAAGCAUAGCACAAUGGCAGCUGAAGACCUCCAGUGUGGUAAGGUGGAUUGGGGCAUUGAUGAGGCAGUGUGGCUUUCACAUAUAUUUCCAAAUGUAUGCAAAUAAAACUGCAGUUGAAAUGGUUAA